GACCCGGCUUCGGGGGUGACUCGCAUAAAGGAGAGAAAAAAACACACACGUCGAGAGAUCCUCGCCCGACGGUCUCCGUCACGCGGGAGGUGGUGUUGCUCCUCAAGUUUUUUCUCGACGUCCUUCCCGACGAGCGAUGGCUCGCGUUUGCCGGCGCGUACACGUCAAUCGGAGAAACACCGAGAUUCUAUUCACCUGCGUCCGACACUUCGUGUAAAGCCCAGCUGUAUCGUGUCCAGUCAUCGAAGGCGUUAAAUCUUGAAAAAGCACGCAGAUACAUUCAUUACGAGAGGCAUGCUCGCUGCACGUCAGUUCGACUAUUUUGCGGAAGAGCAUUCGUACGAAAGGAAAACAAGAUUUUUCAGUAGUGCGGCACGGGACAUUUCCUUUGAAUUUUAUCACAAAUUUUUGCCCACCACCAUGAAUCAAUACAAAUCUCCUCGCAAUAAGGCAGAUUACAACCGUCAUGCAAGUCAUUUCAUGCAAAUGAUAAAUAAACCUCGGAAACAAGAAGACCAAUACUUUACGCCAAAAAGACUUAGUAAUGUGAAAAAAGUUCGAUCAUUCUCAAGUCCCAGCCCGGAGAGGUUCCUGAGGCACUUUUCCCCGGGGAAACUUUUCCAACAGCAUCCGAAUGGCAAUUUACCAAGCCAUUCAAUUAUCAAUCAAACAGACCCCUCGUUUUUAUAUCAAGGUCCAAGAUUAUACAAUCAAAACACUACGGUUGUCGGUUCACUGGGCUCUACAGGUGACAGUCGGCCAAGUUCUUCGGAUGACAGUCUAGCGAAUCGUUCACCGAUUCGCCAGCUGGACACCAGUUCGCCAGACGAUUUCGGAUAUUUUCGAAUGUUUGAAGAUGCUAGUGUACCAGAUGUCUCCGAUUUGAGCUUUUCGGGUGCCAAUCAAAGCGAGAACUGCCAAGCGGAUUGUGAGACGUUUGAAGAUUUCAACAUGAACUUUCUCAAGCUCGAUUUGCUGGACGUGAACGACAACUAUUCCGCACGACAAUCACCCGAGCAGCUAAGCUGUAGCUCAAACGCCAAGAAAAAUAUGCCUAACGUACCACUGAUACCAUCGAUAACAAAAGAGUUAGAAAUAACGAAGGAUAUGACACAAGACACCUACUCCGAACAAAAAUCACCUGUAUGCGAGCAACGAAUCCAUAGUCCGAAUGCCCAGGAAGGUGUAUCACCGAAAGAACUUGAGAUUGCGAAUGAGAUAGAGAAGGAUGAUUAUAUCGAAUCUUUACGAUCAUCUGUGUGCGAUGAAUAUCCGAGUACCCAGCAGGAUAUGUCUAGCGUACCAUUAAUAACGGAAGAGCUAGAAGCAGCAAAAGAGACAGAGGUAGCGGCAGCAAUAGAGAAGAUUCAAUCUCCUAAUUCAUCGAUAGAGACGUCGCCGUAUCACUGCAGUGACCAUCCAUACACUCAGCUGCUUUAUUGCCAGACUUGCUGCAAGCCGAUUUGUAAAAACUGCGCCUCUCAUUGCACUUGUAAACACAUGACGGUCGAUCUCGUAGAGUUCAUCGAAACUAUUCAGCGUCAAGCUGAAGAAGUAUUAAUGGAAGCCUAUCUCGGGGUAGACGUUCUCGCGGAUGAUAUGGAAAAUAUGGGUUUGGACAUUGCAGCGUUAGAUCAGAGAACUAGGGAGGCGCUCAAUGACGUAAAGUUCUUCUCACGUAGAAUGUGGGCUGCUGUAGAAGAGAGGGAGAAGAAAUUAUUCAAACAAAUUGUGGAAGCGCGACGAUGGAAGUUUGAGGUUCUUCACGAAAGAUACAUGCAUCUAAAAGAGGAUAAAAGCCGGCUGUCACAAGCCAUAAGCGCCCUCAAAUACGCUAUCUAUGAUGCGCGAUUUCCCAAUCUCGUGUGUAACCCUGACGAUCUCUUGAAGAAGAAAGAUAUGGUGUUGGCUGAGAUCUGGCAGAUUCGUCAGAGUCGAAAGAUGAAGACCCGGCCUAUUCGAGAGGAGAAUUGGAUCUCGUUCAAGAGUUCCGACAGCAAUGUGCUGGCCGUGAUCGCUAACGGCGGGAACGUCUUGCUGAACAGUCCAGGCACAAUCGGGGAUCGUCUACCUCACAAUCGCGAUUACAAAUUAUUACAAUCAUGUUUUCCGUACGGAUUGAAUGAGCAAAUGAUGCAACCGAUACCGCGCGGUCGUCCGAUAGCGAAUUACGAGCGCAAUAUCGUUCUUCCGAAUAGGAAACCCGAGUUGCAGGUCAAGAGCACGAGUGUGCAGAUCAUCGGCCACUUUGGCGAGAACGAUCCCGACAAUCUUUGCCGCCCGUGGGGAUUAAUUUGCGACAACGAAGGUAACAUCAUAAUCAGCGAUAGAUCGAAUAAUCGCAUACAGAUUUAUCGCGACGACGGCACGCUCGUUAGGAAGUUUGGAAGCUACGGUAAUGGCCCUUGCCAAUUUAAUCGCCCGGCUGGAAUCGCCGUCGACGCCAGACGUCGUCUCAUCGUCGUCGAUAAGGAUAACCAUCGCAUCCAGAUCUUAACGAUGGAGGGUGAGUUCCUGAGAUCCUUUGGCGAGCAUGGCGAGAAGCAAGGCCAGUUUUGUUACCCGUGGGACGUGGCGGUAAACACUGCUUGCGAAAUUGCGGUCACAGACACCAGGAAUCACCGCGUACAAUUGUUCAGCGCCGAAGGCAUUCCGCUGCGUAUGUUUGGAGGUCAGCCGCAUAUGCUCAGGUACUUGGACUCACCGCGUGGCAUUUGUUUCAAUCAGGAGGGCAAACUCAUCGUUACGGAUUUCAACAAUCAUCAUCUAUUAAUAAUUGAGUAUAAUAUGACGGAUAUGCGUAUACUCAAGUGCGAGAAGGAGUUGAAGAGCAAGAGGCAAGACGGCAGUGGGGAAAACGGCGACGGCCAAAGCGACGAAAACGCACCUACGUUUCAGAGGCCACAGGGCGUAAUAGUGGCCGACGAUGGCAGUAUCCUCGUCGCGGACUCCCGUCAUAAUUCGAUUAAAGCGUUCAACUCGGUCGGAUCGUUAAUUUAUUCGUAUAAACCGGGUCAAGAAGAAAUGGAUCGUCCACUCGGUAUAGCUCUCCACUGGGAUGGUAGAAUGGCAUUCACCGAUUACGGCCGUAAUUACGUGCGCUUAGUAAAACUGGAACAUCACAUGGAUCCGGUGUCGAGGAAUGCUAUCAUGUUCGGUUGAUAUCAUAGAAUAUCGAAUACAUUACCCUAGCGAAUCAAUGGAGAUGAUGAGAUAAGAAGGAUGAAAUUCUCGUUUGCAAACAUGCGAACAGCAUCAACGGCCGCAACUUUUACAAUUGCAACGCGUGGCGAGAUUUUCCAUUAUCUACUUUCUGCCACCAAUAAAUUGCGCUAGGAAAUAUAACGUUUUGUUGAAAACGCGAAAAAUUUUGACAAAAAUAUUCUCAGCAGUAAAAAUAAUAAAUUAAUAAUAAGCGUGAAAGAUGAAAGUUAUGCGUGCAACGCAAUUACGUAGUUGUUCAACAUAAAAUAUAAACAUAUAUUUUACACACAUAUCUUCGA
This is a messenger RNA of Camponotus floridanus (Florida carpenter ant), 3503 nucleotides long. Its product is annotated as E3 ubiquitin-protein ligase TRIM71. The coding region runs from base 295 to 3162 and encodes 955 amino acids. Gene Ontology annotation, biological process: proteasome-mediated ubiquitin-dependent protein catabolic process; protein polyubiquitination. The record is from RefSeq and is a predicted model, not a curated record. The transcript has 7 exons. NCBI's taxonomy places the organism in Eukaryota, Metazoa, Arthropoda, Insecta, Hymenoptera, Formicidae. Gene Ontology annotation, molecular function: ubiquitin protein ligase activity; protein binding.